GCGCGUGCUGCGCUGGGAUGGAGCCGACCAGACCGGAACCGCGCGGCUCCGCACACGUGCUGGGCCCGGGGCCGCCGUUUCUGGCUCCUCCCCGAAAAAGAAACUCGGAUCGGGGUCGUGCGGGUAGAGCCUGUUAGGCUCCCCCUCACUCUUCCGCCGCGGAUCUCUCUCCUCUUGCUGGGUCCUCGGUCCCGUCUUCUCUCCGCAUCUGGGCCUGGGAAGAGGCCGCUGCCGGAAGGCGGAUGUUCGGGGCCCCGCCUGCGCCGGCGGUGGGAGCGAGAGGCCAGGCGCCUGGGCUCUAAGAGGGCCUUCGUACUAAUCAACUUUUGAAAGUGCGAGACUGAAAGUCCUGGUUGUGUUUGGAGAAGGUGCCUGAUCCAAAUAAGUCAAGGACCUAAAGGGCCGAGGUAGGAGAAAGCCAGAGGUGCCAGAAUAGCCCCAAGUCCGCAGCUCAGGACGGUCAUCAUCAAAUGGACCAAGUUGGCCAGAUGCUUGAGCUUCCACAAUGGCUGAGAAUGGUGACAGUGAAAAAAUGACUGAUCUAGAGUCCAAAAUUUGUCAACAAAUUGAGUACUAUUUUGGUGACUUUAACCUUCCACGAGACAAAUUUUUAAAGGAACAGAUCAAAAUAGAUGAUGGCUGGGUACCUUUGGAGAUAAUGAUCAAAUUCAACAGAUUAAGCAAACUAACAAAAGACUUUGAUGUGAUAAGAAGUGCUCUAAAGAAAUCCAAGGCAGAACUAAUGGAAGUUAGUGAGGAUAACACUAAAAUCAGAAGAUCUCCAAAUAAGCCCCUCCCUGAAGUAACAGAUGAGUAUAAAAAUGAAGUAAAAAACAGAUCCAUCUAUGUUAAAGGUUUUCCAACAGAUGCAACCCUUGAUGAUAUAAAAGAAUGGUUAGAAGGUAAAGGUCAAGUACAAAAUAUUCAAAUGAGGAGAACAUUACAUAAAGCAUUUAAGGGAUCAAUAUUUGCUGUGUUUGAUAGUGUUGAAUCUGCGAAGAAGUUUAUAGAAACCCCUGGACAAAAAUACAAAGAUACAGAGCUGCUGAUACUCUUUAAGGAAGAUUACUUUGCAAAAAAGAAUGAAGAAAGGAAGCAAAAUAAAGUAGAGGCUAAAGCAAGAGCUAAACAAGAGCAAGAAGAAAAACAGAGGCAAGCAGAAGAUGCUGAAUUGAAAUCCCUGGAUGAAAAGGUUGGAUGCUUGCUGAAAUUUUCUGGUGAUUUAGAUGAUCAAACUUGUAGAGAAGAUCUUCACACACUGUUCUCUAAUCAUGGAGAAAUAAAGUGGAUAGACUUCAUCAGAGGAGCAAAAGAGGGAAUAAUUCUAUUUAAAGAAAAGGCAAAAGAAGCACUGGACAAAGCCAAUGAAGCAAAUAAUGGAAACUUAAAAUUAAGAAACAAAGUUGUAACUUGGGAAGUAUUAGAAGGAGAGACAGAGAAAGAAGCUUUGAAAAAAAUCAUUGAAGACCAACAGGAAUCCCUAAAUAAGUUGAAGUCCAAAGGUCGCAAAUUUAAAGGAAAAGGAAGAGGAAGUGGUAAAGCUGUCCAGGGUACACCCAGUAAAGGAAAAAUACAAUUCCAGGGCAAGAAAACAAAAUUUGAUAGUGAUGAAGAACAAGAAAAUGGUGAUGCUGGAGGAUCCCUUAAAAGGACACGAGAAGAACCUGAAAAAGAAGAACCUGCACCAAAGCAAUUGAAAACAGAAAAUGGAGCUGGAGACCAGUAGCUUGAUAAAAAAUUUUUUAUUCAUUUUAAAUAAGUUUUAAGCUGUUACAGAUUUGGGGGUCUUUAAAAAGAAAACCGAAUUAAAUCCACUUCAACGUCCACCUAUAAUAGAAGGAAAGACUAUUUUUGUUUAACUUGUUUUUGUUGUCCAGGUAUCCUUACUCAAUCUGGAUGUUUUUUUAUAUGUAUAGUUUUGUUCAUGAUAUCAGAUGUUGGCAUUUCAGACAUCGAUCUGAACAUCAAAAGAAAGGUUCUUUCAGUGAAGCCUGACUCUGUAAUGUUGGAAAUACCAACAAAUAAAAUGUAUACUACAUAAAAGGCAAAA
Molecule: messenger RNA, 2050 nt
Organism: Trichosurus vulpecula (common brushtail)
Lineage: Eukaryota; Metazoa; Chordata; Mammalia; Diprotodontia; Phalangeridae
Gene: SSB
Product: small RNA binding exonuclease protection factor La
Exons: 12
Coding region: 506-1726 (406 amino acids)
Biological process (GO): RNA processing; positive regulation of translation
Cellular component (GO): cytoplasmic stress granule; nucleus; cytosol
Molecular function (GO): RNA binding
Source: RefSeq, a predicted model, not a curated record